Colletotrichum godetiae is the source of this 1092-nucleotide messenger RNA. Its product is annotated as cytidine deaminase-like protein. Gene Ontology annotation, molecular function: catalytic activity. The record is from RefSeq and is a predicted model, not a curated record. The transcript has a single exon. NCBI's taxonomy places the organism in Eukaryota, Fungi, Ascomycota, Sordariomycetes, Glomerellales, Glomerellaceae. Bases 218 to 925 code for a protein of 235 amino acids.
AUAUGCGCAUACGGAGAGCAUCUGGUGGGUUGCGAUAAGCGUCGCGGGGUUGAUAAAAUCGCGGCCCCAAUCCCAGCUCCAUAUCAGCGUAGACAAAUCUCCAACGGCCAACAAUUGACUGUACACAUCUCACAAGCAUCCCCAGCAACAUCUACACUUACUUGACUCCAUCACCACUCAACACCUUGAAACUCAAAACAAGAUAUCACCACACACAAUGGCCACAGAAACCCCCCUCCCAACCCGCGACCCAAAAACCGUCCUCUCCUCCCUCCUUUCCCUCACAGAAACCCGCAUCGUACCCCUAACAGCCGCCGGCGUCUCCUCCGGCUCAAAACUCUUCGGCGCCGCAAUCCUCUCUUCCUCCCCGUCUUCCCCCUCCAACCUUUCCGGGACCGCCCUAUCCCCCUACACAGUCUCCACCAACGACGAACGCACCUCCCCCCUCCUGCACGGCGAAAUAAACUGCAUCCAAACCUUCUUCACCCGCGACUUCCCCGACCCAGCCACCCGCCCUUCCCCCCGCACCGACUGCGUCUUCUUCGCCACCCACGAGCCCUGCUCCCUCUGCCUCUCGGGCAUUGCCUGGUCCGGGUUCAGGGAGGUGUAUUACCUCUUCACCUACGAGGAUAGUCGCGAUUUAUUCGCGAUUCCCCAUGAUAUCAAUAUCUUGCAGCAGGUGUUCCGCGUGCCGGCUGAGGGGGAGGGGGAGGCGGCGUUGGAGCGGCGGGAGUUGUACAACCGGACAAACCAGUUCUUCACGGCAAGGAGUCUAGGGGAUUUGGUGGAGGAGAUUAAGGAAGAGGGAGAGAGAGAGCAUUGGAGGGGUGAGAUGGAGCGUGUGAAGGGGCUGUAUAACGCGUUGAGUGAGACAUAUCAGGAGGGAAAGAAGGCUGGCGCGGAGAGUUCGAGUGUGUGGAAGUAGAGCGAGUGAGCGAACGGCGGGUGUAGAUGAUUCGUCAAUGGGGGGGGGGGUGUUUGGUUCACGGAUACUGCUCGACGCGUGAGUCCGCAUUUGUUGGUGCUGGCAGUGGCUGGGUGGAAUCGGCGCCGGUGAUGAGACCGGGCGAUUUCCCGUAGUCGAGGGCCGAG